GAGAUAUUGGGCCAUAAAACAGAACAUUGACCUGGGUGUUAGCUAGAAGACAGGCUUGGAUGAACGAGAGAUCUACUGAGCGGUGAAAAAUCGCCUUUACGUCACAGAAAGAUUAUUGAGUGAGGAAUGGGAAAGUUUUACUUACAAAUGUAACUUCGGAAUUACACAUUUACUGGAGGUAUUUGAGGCAUCACAGCAUGGAUCUAAUGACGAGAUAAUUAGUCUAAAAUAUUUGGCUUGUUAUCUUCCAAUGAGAGAAGUUUGUAAAAUAGCGUAUGUUUGGAAUAACAGAAUCAGGUGUCUUCAUCCGCACAUCAAUCUCACCAGACAAUUAUUUGAGAGAAACAUGCUCGACAACCAGACCACAUACAACGUCUAACGAGUAAAAAACAACAGUUGAUCUAAAAUAGAUAAAUCCAAAUUAUUUACAACAUAAUGUGACUAAAACAGUGUAAAAAUGAUAAAAUAAUUGUACCAAAAAGCUGUUCAGAGAGGCAUAUAUAUUCUGGUAAAGUGAAUUGUGAAAGAAGCUGGUAAAAGCGCAACCAUUAUAAAGGCAGUAUAUGUGAUGACAAGAAGAUAUCUCUGAUAACACAAGACAGGAACCCUUGAACGUAAUAUAUUCCUUGGAUUAUAUUUUAUCGCGGAUCACAUACCAUAUAAUUUAAGAUGAUACUGGUGCGAUAACAAUGGCAGGGAGAGGAAAGACGCGCGUCGACCAAAUGAUCAUGUGCAUCGAAUAAAUUUUCUACAAGGCAGACCAAACAAGAUAGACGAGAAAUACGUAAGUCUGCUCCCCAUUAUCCAAUAUGGGUAGUUUUAUCUAUGCUCUCACCCGCUUCACCCAGUCAGUGCGCCACGACGAUGAUUUUGUGGAUCGCUUGAACUAUCGAUACACGGCCGUUAUUCUGGUAGUGUUUGCGCUGUUGGUUAGUGGCAAACAGUAUGUAGGUGCUCCUAUACAUUGUUGGUGCCCUGCUAAAUUUACUGAUGCUCAUGUGAACUUUGCGAACAGUUUAUGUUGGGUGAAAAAUACAUAUUAUGUACCGGUGGGGGAAAUGUUACCGUUAGAGGAUGAACCAAGAAGGAAAAAGGAGCUGGGAUAUUAUCAAUGGGUCCCAAUAGUCCUGCUUGCACAAGCAGUGCUUUUCUACAUCCCAUGCAUUGUAUGGCGUAUGCUGAACGACAAGUCAGGUAUCAAUGUAAAUACCAUUGUACAAACAGUUACUGACAUACACCAUCUAAAUCCUGAUAUUAGGGAUAAAACAAUUCAAUAUCUUGUUCGCCACAUGGACCGAUGUUUUGACUCACAAAGAGAAUAUCGGGCUGGUUGUUGCGUCAAGUUUCGGCAAAACCUUGCCACAAAAUGUUGCCUUGUAUGUGGCCGUAGGUAUGGGAAUUAUCUAGUAUCCCUGUACCUUUUAAUCAAGGUUUUCUAUUUUGCCAAUGCUGUAGGACAAUUGUUCCUCUUAAACUCCUUUAUAGGAACGAACUAUACGUUGUAUGGCUUGGAGGUAGUUCGUGAUCUCAUAAAUGGGACAGACUGGACCGAAUCAGCCCGUUUCCCAAGAGUGACGCUUUGUGAUUUCAAAAUAAGGGAAUUUGGCUUAAAUAUACAUAGAUAUACAUUGCAAUGCGUUUUGCCGAUAAACCUUUUCAAUGAAAAAAUCUACAUAUUCUUGUGGUUCUGGUUACUGUUCAUCGCUGCAGCGUCAGCUAUUAGUACUUUCCAUUGGAUCGUCACGCUAUGUGCUGGUAACAAAAUCAUGUAUGUCAAGAAACAUCUUAAACUUAUGAUGAGGUAUGACAAAGCCACUGAGAAGAAAGUAGUUCCAAAGUUUACAAACACUUAUCUAAAACAAGACGGUAUAUUUGUGCUGCGGCUAUUAGGUAAGAAUGCUAAUGAGGUUAUAGUUUCUGAAAUAGUCGCAGGACUUUGGGAUUAUUAUAAACAGCAUAGACGAGGCCAUAUAGACCAGGAUUUAGGAACAGAGCAAUUGACACUUUAGCUGAUUGGGACAUUAUUAAUAUAAAUUCAUCUGUAUAUUAAAAUACUGGCACUUCUCACUCAACUGUAACAAUGCAAAUAGAUAAAGUGUGGUCUAUGACAAUCCGAAUAUUAUCAGCACAUAUAUACAAGUUCGAAUUAUGCACACCAAAAGCAAUAAUUCGAUGGUCCAGAAAAAAGACCAUGAUAAUUCAUGUGCAAUUAUACCGUGCCUUGAUACUUGGUUCAGUAUGCGCGAAGGGUCAAUUUGUAGAUCAAAUGGUACUUUUGAUUUCAUAAUUAAAAAAUGAUGUAGCUAGCAGCAUUCGUAAAAGUGAAAGUAUAAAUUCGCUCAUUAAAUAAGCUUUUGAAACUUCUUUCUUGUUUACAAAGUACCACGAGUUGUUUGUAGAAUGAAUCGGGGGAGUUUUUUCAUGCAUUUCGCUUAUGUUUUUCAUUUAAAAAACAUCAAGUUUAAAACAUUUUAUUGACUAUAAGAUUGCACCAUAUAAUCCAAAAAGAUAUUUCUCAUUUUCAAGGAUUCUCUAUAC
Molecule: messenger RNA, 2538 nt
Organism: Owenia fusiformis
Lineage: Eukaryota; Metazoa; Annelida; Polychaeta; Sabellida; Oweniidae
Source: the annotation of a GenBank genome assembly